Leucoraja erinaceus (little skate) is the source of this 3473-nucleotide messenger RNA. RefSeq names its product hyaluronan synthase 1-like. Gene Ontology annotation, biological process: hyaluronan biosynthetic process; extracellular matrix assembly. Gene Ontology annotation, molecular function: hyaluronan synthase activity. NCBI's taxonomy places the organism in Eukaryota, Metazoa, Chordata, Chondrichthyes, Rajiformes, Rajidae. The record is from RefSeq and is a predicted model, not a curated record.
UAUAAUUCGAUUAUUGAUGAUAUUGGGAGGAUAAAAUGUUUAAAAUCUUGGCAGGGUUGAUGGUGUGAAAUGGUCAAAAACAGAGAGGAAAUAGAAUGAAAAUGACUGGCAAAAGAAACGAGAAAAAAAAGAGUUAUGCAAUGAGUCAUUACAGUCUGGAAUAGACCACUGACUGAGGUAGUAAUCAUGGCAAAGUCAAACGCGAAUUGAAAAGGAAACUGGAUAAAUAUCUGAAAGGAAAUAUCCUGGGCCAAGGGCAGUAGAGUGGGUCUAACUGCAUUGUCAUAUAUAGAAUUAGUUGGACUUAAUAGGACAAUAUAUCUCCAAAUUGCUGUUGCCUGUGCAUGUUAACAGAAAUCUUUGGUUUUCUUUUACUCUUCAGUCAAUAGGAAUUGAUCGACUUUGACCUUACCCGGCCAUGAUUAACAAAGACACUUUGGUUUCAAUAGCUCAUCAAAUUUAUACCAUAGGCUUUGCCAUGAUCUUAUUUUUUGGUAUGUCUUGGGCAUAUGUCGCAGGAUUUCAACUCCUAAUCGGGGAAAAAUUAAUUUUGCUUGGUAUUUACGGAACCCUGGUCGUUGGACACUUCUUAUUGCAAACAAUCUUUGCUCUGGUUGAGCACUACAAGAUGAAAAAUAUUAUUCCACCAUGCUGCAACACUAAAUCUGUGGCGAUAACCAUAUCAGCUUAUCAAGAGGACCCUUCAUAUCUAGCACAGUGCCUCAAUUCUGUGAAGAGCAUUCAGUACCCUAUCCACAAGUUGAAAAUUAUCAUGGUUAUUGAUGGGAACUCAAAAGAAGAUCAAUACAUGAUGGACAUAUUCAAGGAUAUUUUCUGCGAGGAAGAUAUCGGAACAUUUUUAUGGGAGGGAAACUAUCAUUCUAGAAAUUUUAAUAGAAUUGUGUGGAAUCAGGAAGAUAAUAACAGCAAAAUGUCGCAAAGAAAUCCUGUCAAUCUGUUUUAUGGGGAGGCGUGUAUCGGAAAUCCAGAAAGACUGGAGGUGGAGUCGCUAAUCCACACAAAGCGUUGCAUUUGCAUUAUGCAGAAAAAGGGAGGAAAGAGAGAAGGGUUGUACACAGCCUUCAAAGCUAUUGGCGAUUCGGUGGAUUACAUUCAGGUCUGUGAUUCUGAUACAAAACUUGACUCGCAAGCAACUGGAGAACUGGUUAAAGUCUUGGAUUCAAAUGAAAGCUGCGGAGCAGUCGGAGGUGAAGUGCGAAUUCUCAAUGUCAAUGAUUCCUUCAUUAGCUUCAUCAGCAGCCUGCAUUAUUGGACUGUGUUCAAUUUGGGACGAGCUUGCCAGUCUUAUUUUAAUUGUGUCUCCUGCAUCAGUGGACCUUUAGGGAUGUACAGGAAUAAUUUGAUCCAACAAUUAUUGGAGCCCUGGUACAAUCAGAGAUUCCUAGGAGUCCGGUGCACAUUUGGGGAUGAUCGUCAUUUAACUAACAGGGUACUCAGUCUGGGCUAUUCCACCAAAUACAUGCCCAAGGCUUGGUGCUAUACAGAAACUCCAACUCAAUAUCUCCGCUGGCUCAAUCAACAAAUACGUUGGACUAAGUCAUCUAUCAUAGAAUGGAUCUACAGUUCCCGCUUCUGGCACAAGCAUAGUCUGUGGAUGACAUAUGAAGCAGUAACUAUGGGGAUUUUGCCAUUCUACAUAUCCGUGUCUGUCAUUAAGCUAUUCUACUACGGCUGUCUCUGGGACAUUCUAUGGAUGCUCCUAUUCUUCCAUGGCUUUGGACUCAUUAAAGCGAUCAAUGCCUCUUCUCUAAAGAGAAGUCCACUGAUGAUCUACCUAUCCCUGUUUCCAACCUUUUACCUGUGGGGGUUAUUGCCCAUCAAAUGCUUUUCUCUUGUUACCAUUACCAAUACUGGCUGGGGAACAUCUGGACGCAGAGAGAGAGUCAAGAACUACAUCCCACUUUUUCCUCUCUUAGUUUGGGGCAUUAUUCUCCUCGUGGGUUUAAUUGAGACACUCUUCACAGAGUUUGAAGGUGCAUGGACCCAUCAGCAGCAGUUGUCAGAAAAAGAUUAUAUUCUUUACAGUUCAGUGACAUUAUUUUUAUUUUAUACAAUUCUAAUAUCAACCUACCAUCUGUGGUCUUGGCACCAACAUAGAAGAAACACUGCAAUGUAUUGUGUUGAAGUGUAGAGAGUGCAAAUUUGUUCAUGAUUACCAAAACUAUAAUUAACAUCUUGAAGAAUAUUUUACAUCUCAUAUGUUUACUGAUUCUGCUUUUUGUUCUUGAGAUAAUUUUUUCUCUGCAGUCCCUCCUGGGUUGGAUAGUCUUCCAUAAUCAACAAAAAAAAGAUGCUACCUCCAGCCCGACUUUGUGGGGAAUUGAAGAUACACAUUGGCAAUGUCCUGCCACAGUGGACCCUAGUUUGCGCAGUAUCUCCAAAUUCAUGGUUUGGUAUUUGUCAGGUUCAGUAGUGAGGAACGUAUAACAUUUUUCUAGACUGGAUCCUCUCAUGCCGAUACUGCAUGAGAAAGGGAUAACAAUAAAUUUCUGUUGACCAUAACCAGUAUAAGUAAUAAAUCUCCCAACACAUGAUUCUCCAUCCUGGUGGCAUGAGAUUGCUGCACAAUGGGUAAGUACUCCUCCACAGAAGAAAGAAUUGGGUGUUUUUGUUCCCGGAUUUAGUCGUGUGGCAGAUCUUGCAGAGGCCUGAAAGUAGGUUUAUCUGUGGGGAGCAGGGAGUUUGUGGCAAUGGUUGUCCUGCAACAUCCAUAAUAUGCCAUUUGAAACGUAAGAUAUUUUUAUGUCACUGUGAAAGGUUUCAAUUAAAUUGAGUAAUUUGUAAACAUGACAGAGAACAUUUGACCAAACAGCAGUGGUUUUUGAUCCUUCGUGGGUUUAGUCGUUUAAUGCACCACAUAUGUUGAUGGUCUAUUUGAUUGUGAGGACUGUCAUUUCAUGUUACAAUCAUUGACUUUGGGUAAUUAGCGGAUGUUGAAAAAUACUCUUCCCAGAUUGUUGUCCAACAAUCUUUUCUAGAAUGGAUGCUCUCAUGUGGAUACUGCAUGAGAAUGGGAUCACAUUCGAUUUGGACAGAUUAGAAGUUUGUUCCUUGGAGUGCAGGAUGCGGAGGGGUGAUCUUGUCGAGGUGUAUAAAAUCAUGUGGGGAAUAUGAAGGGUAAAUGCAGACUGAAUGCAGUCUUUUACCCAGAGGAGGAGAAUCAAAAAGCUGAGGUCAUCAGUUUAAGGUGAGAGGGGGAAGUUUUAUUAGGAACGGUUCCACACUGAGGGUAUAUGGAAUGAACUGGUAGAGGAGGUAGUUGAGGCAGGUACUAUAACAACAUAUAAACGACAACUGGGCAGGUACAUCAACAAAAAAUGUUUAGAGGGAUAUAGGCCACACACAGGCAGGUGGUAUAUUUAUUUUGGCAUGGACAAGUUGGGCCGAAGGGCCUGCUUCUAUGCUGUGUGACUAUGGUAAUACGAUUUCAAAAUUGUUGUUUCAGAAUGUUG